Molecule: messenger RNA, 611 nt
Organism: Heterotrigona itama
Lineage: Eukaryota; Metazoa; Arthropoda; Insecta; Hymenoptera; Apidae
Source: the annotation of a GenBank genome assembly
AUGACAAAAGCUAAAACACAUUAUGAGGUAUUGGGAGUAAAAACAAAUGCAACCUACAAUGAAAUAAAGUCAGCGUAUUAUAAAUUAACACUUAAAUAUCAUCCUGAUAAAAACAAAAGCAAAUCUGCUAAAGAAAUGUUCCAUAAAAUUUCCGAAGCAUAUGAUAUACUCAGUAAAUAUGAUACACGUAAACAAUAUGACAGAACUAUUCUAAUUAAACAGGAUCUCGAGUACAAAACUAAACACGAGUACAACUAUAAAAUGAAAUCUGAACAUGUAUCACAAUACACAGACAAAUUACAUACUGCGGGUAAAUCUAUGAAACAAGUUUUUGAUUUUGACAUGUGGUUGGAACAUCAUUAUUCAAAUAUAGCUAGGAAAACUUUUGAACAAAAAAGGAGAUCUAAUAGAGAUCAGAGACAUGUUCAUUCCACGAACACGGAUCAUCGUGUACUAUAUUUUAUAAUAGUAGUGUUCUCAAUUGGAUUUUACAUUAAUAAAUAUGUAGAAAAUUAUAAAUUCGAACAAUUUAUAGCUGAACGAAAGAAAGAAAACAAAUAAAAAUCAUGUAUAUAGAAUUAAUCAUAAUCUAUUUUAAGAAUCUAGUAUAA